CCAAGCGUGAAAUGCUCGGCAGCCUCGUUGAGUUUGCGCUUCACUUAGCAGCUUAACACCAAAGCUGCAAUAACGCCGACGCCAGCACUAAUCCCAUCAGCUCAGACAGCUACUCGAUAACAGGGAACUGGCUAAUAUUCCCCUGUGUGGCUCCAGCCCGAGCCACUGCCACAAGCUGAAGGUCACAGCAUCGUUCGGUGGUGUCUCCUGGAGGGGUGGCCCAGGUGCCUCGCAGACAAACUGAAAUCCCAUUCCUAUCUCAUUCUAUCCUCACCAUCCCACCCCCACCCCCAUGCCCAUCUUCAUCUCAUUUCUGGUGCCCCGUGCCAUUGCAAAGCCCUGCACGAGCCGUCGGGGUGGGCGAGGGGCCAACGAGGGCAGGCACCGGGCACUCGUGCAGCGCACACAGUGUCUUGGCUGCAAAGGCUGGGAAAAGGGCAGGCAGUUCCUGCCGGCAGCCCGAUGCCAUGGUGAUGGGAGGGCGAGGGCUGCCGCCUCCAUGAAUACCCAUGAGCUGGGGGAGCCGGGAGGCUGCACGCACUGUGCCUUGAAUGCAAAAGCCCCAGCGCGUCCCCGCAGCACAAAGAGCUGUGGCUGCGCACGGGACCGGCGCCGUCCGACGGCGCUGCUGCUCAGCCUCCAGAGCGAGGUCUUCGAGGGGCUCCUGCGCAAUCAGAGUGUUGUCACCCUGUAUGAGCCGCCUGAAACCGCUGCGCUCUUUGAGAAGUUCAUCAGGUACCUGUACUGUGGAGGGGUUUCCCUCCUACUGCACCAAGCCAUCCCCCUCCACCAGCUGGCCAGCAAGUACCGGGUGUGGGGGCUGCAGCGUGGCGUGGCUGACUACAUGAGGAGCCACCUGGCCAGCGAGUCGAGCCAGGGCCACGUAGUGGGCUGGUACCACUAUGCUGCACGCAUCGGGGACACGGCGCUGCAGGAGAGCUGCCUGCAGUUCCUGGCCUGGAACCUGUCGUCUGUGCUCGGCAGCGCUGAGUGGGCUUCGGUCAGCAUGGAGCUGCUGCUGCUGCUGCUGGAGCGCUCCGACCUGGUGCUGCACAGUGAGCUGGAGCUCUACACCGCUGUGGAGGCCUGGCUGGCCCGGCGGCAGCCCGAGGACGCUGUGGCUGAGCGGGUGCUGCGUGCCAUCCGUUACCCCAUGAUCGCGCCCAGCCAGCUGUUCCGGCUGCAGACGCAGUCGGCGGUGCUGGUGCGGCACUACAGCGCGGUGCAGGACCUGCUCUUCCAGGCCUUCCAGUUCCACGCCGCGUCCCCUCUGCACUUUGCCAAGUACUUUGACGUCAACUGCAGCAUGUUUCUGCCCCGCAACUACCUCGCACCCAGCUGGGGCUCCCAGUGGGUCAUCAACAACCCGGCACGGGAUGACCGCAGCACCAGCUUCCAGACCCAGCUUGGGCCCAGCAGCCACGACUCCGGCAAGCGGGUGACCUGGAACGUGCUCUUCUCUCCACGCUGGCUGCCCGUCAGCCUGCGCCCCGUCUACUCGGACUCGGUGUCCAGCGCCAUCCAACCGGUGCGCAUCGAGGACGGCCGCCCGCGCCUCGUUGUCACCCCGGCCACCAGCAGCCCCGACUUUGCUGGUGUCAGCUUCCAGAAGACGGUGCUGGUGGGUGUGCGGCAGCAGGGCCGCAUCUUUGUCAAGCAUGCCUACAGCUUCCACCAGAGCUCGGAUGAGACGGCUGACUUCCUCGCCCAUGCCGACCUGCAGAAGCGCACCUCCGAGUACCUCAUCGACAAUGCCCUGCACCUGCACAUCAUCAUCAAGCCUGUCUACCACUCCCUCAUCAAGGUGAAGAAGUAGUGGGGCUGUGGGCAUGGGGCUCUGCCUCUUUGUCCCCUCUCUGUAGGUAGAUGGGGGCUCCUCUGCUGCCUGCCUCUUCCUGCUGUCCCCCCUGCCAUCCCUGGGUGCCUGCAGGGAGCACAGCGAAUGUGCAACCGUGUGGCGUGGGGACGUGGGGACGGCCCCUGCAGUGCCACCUCUGCACUGACAUGGCUGCAGCUUGGGGUGUGUUGGGAUGGGGGUCCAGCUGCCUCCCCCAGCAGAGGACACUUGUGGAGCGCAGCGCCUUGUUCCUGCCUGGGUUUCCUUCACCUCCUUCCUAA
Lagopus muta (rock ptarmigan) is the source of this 2118-nucleotide messenger RNA. RefSeq names its product BTB domain containing 17 (gene BTBD17). The transcript is spliced from 3 exons. The record is from RefSeq and is a predicted model, not a curated record. Lineage: Eukaryota; Metazoa; Chordata; Aves; Galliformes; Phasianidae. Gene Ontology annotation, molecular function: protein binding. The coding region runs from base 293 to 1816 and encodes 507 amino acids.